AUGAUCAUUGGCGGCGGCGAUGAUACGGUAAUCAACCAUGUGAAGUUCACUACCACGUACAAACUCAAACGAAUAGUCUCCCAUGAACGGUAUGAUGAUCUCGAAGAUAGUAUCAUCUUCGACAAGCCAGAUACCGACGGUUUGUCUUUUCCUCACUAUGAUGCUUUGGUUAUACCUUUAUGCAUCGCUGACACCGAUGUGAAAAGAAUCAUGGUGGAUGACAAAAGCGUAGAGUGGGCAUUCGGAGAAAUAGUGCUACCUGUCCUAGCAGGAGGGGUUACCCUGGAGACGAUGUUCCACGUCAUGAACCAAGAAACGGCCUACAACACCAUCAUAGGACGACUAUGGAUACACGCCAUGCGAGCCAUCCCCUCAAGCUUCAAUCAGUUAGAUAACACCGAUUAUGCCAAAAAGGCUUACGUUGGGCACAACCUCUCGGAGCCAGAUAUGCCAGGAAUCCCAAGGGAGAUCACCACACACAAGCUAAAUGUCGAUCCGCUUUAUCCGUCGGUACGACAAACGAGGAGGAAAUUCAAUGCCACGAUCAAUGAGGUGGUCAGCGAAGAAGUUGAUAAAUUACUCACCAACGGUUCCAUCAGAGAAUCGAAAUACCCCCAAUGGGUCGCCAAUGUGGUCAUGGUCAAAAACAAGAACAGGAAGUGGCGAAUGUGCAUCGACUUCACCGGUUUGAACAAAGCAUGCCUGAAGGACUCUUUCCCGCUACCUCACAUCGACCAACUUAUCGAUGCAACAUCGGUCCAUGAACUGCUAAGCUUAUUGGAUGCGUACUCCGCCAAUAAUCAAAUUCUAAUGGCUGAAGAGGAUCAGGAAAAAGACCACUUUCAUCACUCACCAAGGUACGUACUGCUACAAGGUAAUGCCAUUCGGGCUCAAGAAUGCGGGGGCCACGUAUCAAAUAUUAGUCACCAAAAUGUUGAAAGAACAACUCGGUAA
Molecule: messenger RNA, 954 nt
Organism: Nicotiana tabacum (common tobacco)
Lineage: Eukaryota; Viridiplantae; Streptophyta; Magnoliopsida; Solanales; Solanaceae
Source: RefSeq, a predicted model, not a curated record